Molecule: messenger RNA, 2797 nt
Organism: Drosophila willistoni
Lineage: Eukaryota; Metazoa; Arthropoda; Insecta; Diptera; Drosophilidae
Gene: p120ctn
Product: catenin delta-2
Exons: 4
Coding region: 179-2548 (789 amino acids)
Biological process (GO): cell-cell adhesion; cell-cell junction assembly
Cellular component (GO): nucleus; plasma membrane; cytoplasm
Molecular function (GO): cadherin binding
Source: RefSeq, a predicted model, not a curated record
GGCGAAUUCAAGCUGGGCAACUCCACAAUAAUGCCACAUGAAUUCCUAAUUAGUGUUAAAAAAAAUAACAAUUUUUUGUUGGCCUGAGUGAUUCAAUUUGCAGGUGAAUGAUGCCACAUUAAUUCCGACUAUAUAGUUUUCAAAUCUAUAUUCAAAAAUCAAAUAAGAAGCUGUCAUCAUGAAUCCUGCACAGAACUUGAAUAUGGACCCAUCGCUGGUACCAGAAGCUGGCCAUAUGCAGGCCCAAUAUACGACAUUUCAAAAUUUUGAACAAUUCACUGCAGCUGGAUACACAAAUGCACCGAUCUAUAUAACAAAGCCACCUGGAAUUGGAGCCAUAUCACAAAUUGGGCCACAUUGUUCGAUAAUUGGUCAGCAGAAUAAACUCGAUGCCACUGGCCAAGAGGUGGCUAUUCCAGGCAUUGAGAAUCAUUCAAUGGCCCCAGCCGUACGAUACAUUCAAGCUGGACAAUUUGACGAUGCACCCGAUUACGGUGUAUCUGGUAUGCCCUGUGCCGUUGAAUCGCACUAUGCCGAUGAAUCGGUGGUACCCUAUGGCUUUACAACAGAAGCUCAGUAUGGACUGGCUGGAGCUAGUACGAGCGUAAAACCAUUUACUGCAAGGCCUUUCGAUGACAAUUUGAAUGGAUCGGACGUUGUGCGUGAUGCCCAAUGCAGACCCUUCGAUGGACAAGUCGAUUUUAAGUUACCACAAUUUGCCAUGGCUUCCCUAAGUUCAGUGCCUCCCCGAAUUGGAGAGAAGGAUGAUUUUAUUGGCGGAUCUGAUAGUGACCUAUGCUCAACAAUGCGGUGGCGCGAUCCUAAUCUGUCUGAAGUGAUAAGCUUUCUUAGCAAUCCCAAUAAUGCGAUUAAAGCCAAUGCGGCGGCAUAUUUGCAGCAUUUAUGUUAUAUGGAUGAUCCGAAUAAGCAACGUACAAGAUCUUUGGGUGGAAUACCGCCAUUAAUCAGAUUAUUGUCCUAUGACGCUCCAGAAAUUCACAAAAAUGCAUGUGGAGCUUUGCGCAAUUUAUCUUAUGGCCGACAAAAUGACGAAAAUAAACGUGGCAUUAAAAACGCUGGUGGAAUCGAAGCCUUAGUUCAUCUCCUUUGCCGAUCUCAAGAAACCGAAGUUAAGGAAUUGGUCACUGGAGUUCUAUGGAAUAUGUCGUCCUGUGAAGAUAUUAAGCGGUCAAUUAUUGAUGAAGCUCUAACUGCAAUUGUGUGCAACAUUAUAAAACCACAUUCCGGCUGGGAUCCAGUGUGCUGCGGUGAGACAUGCUUUUCAACUGUAUUCCGUAAUGCUUCGGGAGUUUUGCGGAAUGUUAGCUCUGCUGGCGAACACGCACGAGGAUGUCUUCGCAAUUGUGAGCAUUUAGUUGAGUGUCUCCUUUAUGUUGUACGAACAGCCAUCGAAAAGAAUAACAUUGGAAAUAAGACGGUCGAGAAUUGUGUUUGUAUUCUACGCAAUCUCUCGUACAGGUGUCAGGAGGUAGAAGAUCCCAAUUACGAUAAGCAUCCAUUUAUAACACACGAAAGGGUUAUUCCAUCUUCGUCGAAAGGUGAAAAUUUAGGCUGCUUUGGAACAAGUAAAAAGAAGAAAGAAUUGGCUCUUAGUGAAGCACAACAGGACUGCAGCUUUUCGACAGAGUAUUCAAAGAGUUCAACCAGCAAUCAAAUAAAAAAAGGUUACGAACAGCUAUGGCAACCGGAAGUGGUUCAAUAUUACCUCUCAUUACUGCAGAGUUGCUCUAAUCCCGAGACUCUUGAGGCAGCUGCUGGAGCCAUACAAAAUCUAUCUGCAUGCUAUUGGCAGCCCAGCAUUGACAUUCGUGCUACUGUCAGAAAGGAGAAGGGUCUACCGAUAUUGGUUGAACUGUUACGAAUGGAAGUGGAUCGCGUUGUAUGUGCGGUGGCCACUGCAUUGCGUAACCUUGCUAUUGAUCAACGCAAUAAGGAGUUAAUUGGUAAAUACGCAAUGCGCGAUUUGGUUCAGAAGCUUCCCUCCGGCAAUGCACAACACGACCAAAACACCUCGGAUGAUACCAUUACGGCUGUAUUAGCCACAAUAAAUGAGGUAAUCAAGAAGAAUCCGGAAUUUUCACGCUCCCUUUUAGAUGCUGGUGGAGUUGAUCGCCUUAUGAAUAUAACGAGACGAAAAGAGAAGUACACUUCAUGCGUUAUUAAGUUUGCUAGUCAAGUUCUGUACACCAUGUGGCAGCAUCACGAGCUGCGAGAUGUAUACAAAAAGAACGGCUGGAAGGAGCAGGAUUUCGUUAACAAAAACUUCUGUGCCCACAGUACUCCGCCAAGCUCUCCAAAUAAUGCAAAUAACACUCUUAACAGACCAAUGGCAUCUCAGGGACGUACGCGUUAUGAGGAUAGAACCAUUCAGCGUGGUCCUAGUGCUUCUUAUAGAAAUAAGGAUUCAACCGGUGGCGGUAGCGGAGCAGGUGGAGCCGGAAGUGGUGGUGGAGGAGGAGGAGGUGGAGCAGUUAUGUCCAAUAAUGAAUCUGCAUUGCUGUCUGAAAUGGUUCGAAAACAAUUAUAAAGUGUAUAUUUGUUUGUUAAUUAUUUUAUUAGAGAUAGACACACCCACACACUCAUACACACACACAAACACACACACACACAAAAGUAUUUAAAUCUUAAAUUAUUCAUACAAUUAACGAUAUAGUUUCUUUUAUUUUGCAUAGGUUUAUAGUAUUAUAAUCAUAAUUAAUUGUAACAGAUUAAAUUCCUUAUAAAUCAAAUAUGCGGAUAUGAUUACUUAAUAAAUAAAAUAAGAUAUAUCCAUGUA